AUGGAAGAAGACAGAAAGAAGCUGCAGACUUUGUCUGAGGCUCUGCAAAGGUUUCAAGAUGAUCUCCAAUCCGCCAUAGACGCACGCCAGAAACUCGAAGCCCAACAACAGGAGAACAAGUCGGUCCAAAAGGAAUUCAACUCACUUGCUGAAGAUGCCGGAAUCUAUAAACUUGUUGGACCGGUACUAUUGAAACAGGAUAAGACCGAAGCCACAUCUGCGGUUGAUGGACGUCUCGAGUUUAUUGGCAAAGAAAUCACCAGGACAGAGACUAGGAUCAAAGACCUGCAGGAAAAUUCCGAGAAGAAGAGGAUGGAGCUGAUGCAACUGCAACAAAAACUACAACUGGCUACUCAAGAACAAGGAGGUGGUUGA
This is a messenger RNA of Exophiala bonariae, 375 nucleotides long. RefSeq lists its product as uncharacterized. Gene Ontology annotation, molecular function: protein-folding chaperone binding. The record is from RefSeq and is a predicted model, not a curated record. Gene Ontology annotation, biological process: protein folding; chaperone-mediated protein complex assembly. Lineage: Eukaryota; Fungi; Ascomycota; Eurotiomycetes; Chaetothyriales; Herpotrichiellaceae. Gene Ontology annotation, cellular component: prefoldin complex; cytoplasm. The coding region runs from base 1 to 375 and encodes 124 amino acids. The transcript has 2 exons.